AUGUCAUACUACAGCAGGUAUAGAAAGAAGAACAAUAACAAUGGUGGUGCAAGUCCAGGAAACAAUGGUGGGAACUUAAAUCUUGCUGCAGGAUUAGGGCAACCUGAUGCUAUCUUUGAUCUUGGGAAGAAUAAGAGAGUUACAGUUAGGCAAUUCAGGAACAUCAAUUUGAUUGAUAUCAGAGAAUAUUAUAUGGACAAUGCUACUGGCGAAAUGAGGCCCGGUAAGAAAGGUAUAUCUCUAACGGAAGAUCUUUAUGAUGAGUUUUUAAGACAUAGAUUAAACAUAGAUGAUGCUCUAAGAAGACUGGGCUCAAAGAGACCACGUACCAAAACUGUACGUCUAUUGUCGGAUGACGAGGAUGAAGAGGCAGAUGAAAAACCUAUUUCCUCUUCUUCGGAGAAACAGGAAGCUAUCAGGGAAAACAAGGACAAAGAUUCCAACAAAAACUCUGCUAGUACCAACAGCAAGAAGCACAAGAAAGAAGGAGAAGAAGUCGAAGAGCCUAAAAAGAAACAAAAGAAACCAGCACCACCUACAUUGCUACCUCACGAGGAGAAGAUACGGAAUUUGGAAUUAGAGGCCAAUGCUACUAUCAUCGUUCCUAGCAAAGGUAAAGUAACACCUCCACCAACCAGCGAUGCACAGUCUCAGCCUCAACUGCCACCACUGGCAACAGUCAGCGAUGCUCCAGCACAUACAGAAUCGACGACAGGCAAAGCAGAUAUUGCCAAUCUUGUUGACCAUCACGACAAUUCAACCGAUGAAGAAUUUGCCAAGACUCUGGAAGCUGAGAUGAAUAGAGCUGACGAUGAUGAAAGUGAAGAGGAGUAA
Molecule: messenger RNA, 834 nt
Organism: Nakaseomyces glabratus
Lineage: Eukaryota; Fungi; Ascomycota; Saccharomycetes; Saccharomycetales; Saccharomycetaceae
Gene: SUB1
Product: chromatin-binding transcription coactivator SUB1
Biological process (GO): positive regulation of transcription initiation by RNA polymerase II
Cellular component (GO): transcription regulator complex; nucleus
Molecular function (GO): DNA binding; transcription coactivator activity
Source: RefSeq, a predicted model, not a curated record